Trichoderma virens Gv29-8 is the source of this 2451-nucleotide messenger RNA. RefSeq lists its product as uncharacterized. NCBI's taxonomy places the organism in Eukaryota, Fungi, Ascomycota, Sordariomycetes, Hypocreales, Hypocreaceae. The transcript has 3 exons. The record is from RefSeq and is a predicted model, not a curated record. The coding region runs from base 1 to 2451 and encodes 816 amino acids.
AUGCCCAAGAAGGCGGGCCCCUCCCUCCUUUGCGAGUGGAUGGUGGGAACAACUAUCCAAUCCGCUCUCGGUCCUCCUCCAAAACCGCCAAAACCCAAGUCAAAGAGACGAGACGUCAUAAAACUCCACGUAACAACGGAUGAUGAAUCUGGAGAAGACACACUCACAGUUACUUACCCUCGGCCUGAGAGGCUAAGAGAGAACAAAGAGACACCGGCCGCAGUGUCUAAAACACCCGAUCCCCAGCCUGAGCCUGAAUCUGAGACAGAGCCAGAGCCGGUGGAAGUUGUAAAAAAGGUUCGGUUCGAGAAAGGGCCAACCCCGAAGAAAUCUGCCAUGAAGAAGAAGACAUCAGUUACAUUCUGCGAGGAGGAGGAGACACAAUCAGAGUCUACUGCAGAUGUCACUUCUACCUCUGCCUCGUCCGGAGAGGCAACUCCCGAGGCUAGUUCCUCGAAUGCGAGCUCUGCUGCUGAAACUUCAUCUGCGGGAGAGACAUCUUCCGAAAGUUCGUCUGCUUCAGCCAAGACGUCAAAGACAAGGUCCCCCAAGAGCAAGAAGAUAGUGAAGCCAGUCCAAAGUUCGGACAGCGAUCCCGAUUCCGAACCUCACCCAACAUGUGAAUGCAAAGAAUGCGCUUCGGGAAGAAAGAAGCAGAAGCAAGGGCCUACCUGCGAGAAGAGGAAAUGCAAAAAGAAUGACAAGAAGGGAGCAACCAAAAAGAAGAAAGAAACAGAGUCCGAAUCAGAGCCUGAGACAUCAGCUUCUGAAGCAGAGUCUGAAGCUGAAGAGCAACCCACACCAUCAAAGAAAGCAAAUGAAAAGAGAAAAGAGAAAAGGAAGGCCGAGGUCUCCAGUACCGGAGGGGAAACUUCGGAAUCAGCAAAGGAAACUGAAGGCGAAUCUGAAGCGGCAGUGAAGAAGUCUCCCGACAAGAAGAAGAAGAACAAAAAUAGUAAAAAGGCUGAAAAAACUGAAAAGAAAGCGAGCAGUCCAAAAGGCGAAGAAAAAAAGAAGUCCGACGAAGAAAAGGAGCCUGAAAAUGAACCUGAAAAAGCAGACGAAGCGAAGAAAGCAGAGCAAUCCAAGUCUGAACAAACACCAACAGGGAAAGGAAAGGAAAAGGAAGUUGACGAUACUACACCAACUCCCAAGGCGAAGGACAUGGACCUGAAGCUGCAUUGCUCAGGAGGUUAUCAUUACACGAACUCUCGCCCCCCGAAUCUCAUUGCUCCUAUCCGCGCAGAAGUCAUGCAAACGGAGCGCGUGGUCGAAACCCAAGAUGACCCUCCUCCAAAUGCAUACUACGAUGCUUUACAUGGUGUCGUUCGCGUAUAUCACGGGUCUGUGUAUGGACAAAAUGGGCAGCAGAUGUUUGCUGCUCGCGAGAAUACUGCUGCCCCCCGGCAUUCUUUCAGCAGUUCACAUGCGGUGCAAAAUCCAUAUUAUCAUGGCUACAACAACGUAAUGCCUAUGCCGCCACCCCAACAGCAUCUCCCGCCACAUGGAUAUGAGCAUGUACCGAUUACCCAAGGCAUGCCGAUGCCAGGUUGGAAUGCCAUGGUGCCGCCUCCUGGCUAUCCGCCGUACAACUACCCGGGACUGCAUCCAAUGUCUGCAGCUUGGUACGAUCAGCAACUGAACAAGCAGGGAACGAAAGGCGCAUUCAACAAUAACGUCAUGCCGGAGGCGACAAAGUCUCCUUUCAGUAACAUGGGCAGUAACCGCUCUGUUUCCAACGGUAAACCGCCAUCUCACUCUGGUCAUUCCAACUGUUCCAAAAAUGGGAACAGAGAUACAGGCCCCAACUGGGAUACCAAUUCGCGAAGGAGCGUCGGAGCAUGGGCAAACAGCAGCAAUCAUGGAGGUGCAUGGGGCGAUGGCGGCGACGCAAACAACAAUAACAACCAGGGAGGCGGCGAUCAAUGGGGUUCUGGUGGCAAUGGUGGCGAUACAUGGGGCACGACGAACAAUAAUAAUGAUCAAUGGGGCAACAAUAACAACGACACAGGAGCUGAUCAAUGGGGAACUGGAGCUGGGAAUGAUCAGAAUAAUCAGGGAGGCUGGGGGGCUUCUGAUAACGCGAACAAUGGCGGUGGUACCUGGGGCGAUGGGAAUGCAAACGAUAACCAGCAGACGAACGAUAAUAACGGCAACAACGGUAGCUGGGGGCAAGGACAAAAUCAAGAUCAAGGCCAGUCGAAUUCCCCAGCAGGAGGGAAUGAACCAAACACCUCCAUGAUAGAUAACAAUGUCAUCCCCGCAGCCGCUGUGACAGGUGUAUCGGGUGAACAGGAACAGUCCAAGAUGCCGGGAAGCUGGUGUUCGGAUGACAAUGGGCAAGCGGCGUUCGUGGAUCCGAAGUGGUCAUCAUAUCAGCCUCCGCCUGCGGUGCCCGCGUGGGGGGAUCCAUCAAUGGCAGCAGAUACAGGAGGAGCGGUGGACUGGUGA